This is a messenger RNA of Tremella mesenterica DSM 1558, 339 nucleotides long. RefSeq lists its product as uncharacterized. The transcript is spliced from 5 exons. The coding region runs from base 1 to 339 and encodes 112 amino acids. The record is from RefSeq and is a predicted model, not a curated record. NCBI's taxonomy places the organism in Eukaryota, Fungi, Basidiomycota, Tremellomycetes, Tremellales, Tremellaceae.
AUGGUUGGGCUGUACUACACAUCAUAUCCCGUACCGGUGGCUCAAACUUGUCCCGCAUGUAACCACGGCUUACACCACACUCGAACUCGUCGUACGGCGCAUCUGUGUGGGAUCCCGAUUCUUCCCGCAGGUCAUGAGGAUGAUCUUCUCUGUAUGCAAUGUGGUUGGAUCAGGCCGCUUCCUCAUGGAAAAAACGUCUAUUUUCCGGGCAAACGAACCUAUGCCCGAUCUUGGGGUUCUUGGAGAACACACAGUCGGAAUCAUUACGAUCGAAGAGAGUUAUGGACCACUCGGUUUUGGCCUCAAAGAAGAUGGAGGUAUCGAUAUCGCUGGCCGUAA